Messenger RNA from Liolophura sinensis, 3197 nucleotides. RefSeq names its product ankyrin repeat and KH domain-containing protein 1-like. Bases 179 to 1963 code for a protein of 594 amino acids. The record is from RefSeq and is a predicted model, not a curated record. Gene Ontology annotation, molecular function: protein binding. Gene Ontology annotation, biological process: intracellular signal transduction. NCBI's taxonomy places the organism in Eukaryota, Metazoa, Mollusca, Polyplacophora, Chitonida, Chitonidae. The transcript is spliced from 6 exons.
UUCGAAUGACAACUAGGGUAGUAAGGCAAAACAGCAUUUUGACGAAGUUCUUACGUUUAUAUAUGUUGAGUUUGAAUACUUUCGGGGGUAUUUCGAAGUUGAAAACAUGGUGGCAAUGUGACACAAACGCUAGGUUCUUGAAGCAAGUCAUUAAGCUUGGAUUCGAAGAAGACAGAAUAUGGAUUUAUCAAAACUUGUCCUAGAUACAGUGAGGGAUGGGGACCAUGUUGGCUUCAGGACUUUGAUGGCCAUGGGAGCUGAUGUAAACAGGACAUAUGAGGGCUUUUCUCCCCUUCAUGUGGCCUGCUUUACUGGAAGGUCAGCCUUUGUGGAAGAGAUUAUUAAACAUGGAGGCGAUGUGGAGUUUGAGGUGGCUGAGUGCAGGGACAGAGAGAGCACGGACUGGGACACAUUCACAGAGUGGACUCCGCUCUGUAUCGCGGCCUGGCUGGGGCUGGAGGAGAUUGUUACUAUACUUAUCAAUCACAAUGUGAAUGUAGAGAGUGUGGAUCGCGUGGGAAAAACAGCCUUAAUAUUGGCCUGUGAAAAAGGCCAUUUGACUGUUAUUAAAUCGCUGAUCAAGCAUGGGGCAGCAUUUGUAAGAUGUGGAAGCUAUGUGCCGUUAUUCACUGCUGCCUCAAAGGGACAUGUGGGUGUAAUUGAAGAGAUCUUACAGGCUGGGGUGCCCCUGAAUUUGACUGACAGUAAGCAGUGGAACAUGCUGCAUUACGCUGCCAUGAAUGGACAAGCAGGCACUGUGCAGUAUCUGAUGAGCAAACAGUGUCCGGUGUUAAAGAGUAGCAAUGGUGUCACACCGGCCUUCCUAGCGGCUAUGUAUGGCCAUCUUGCAGUUCUACAGGUGUUCAGCGAAGUACACAGGAGCGGUAACCUAGUCAGGGCCAGUAACUCUGACAGUGAAUCUCCUCUCCAUAUGGCAUGCAAAAAUGGCCACCUGGAAGUGGUGCAGUUCCUCUUACAGAUAGGAUGCGAUAUGAACCAGGGUAACUGGACAGGCCACACACCUCUGUGUUAUGCGGUCAGACACGGUCACUAUGACAUUGUGGAAUUAUUGGUCAACAGUGGCUGUGACACAAACAUACCUAAGAUUCCAUACCUGCCCCCAAUAUUCCAGGCUCGCCACAACCUUGACAUGGUCAAGACUCUGGUCAAAGGUGGGGCAGAUGUAAAUGUGGUCGACACAGCUGAUGGCAGCCUGCUCAUGUAUGCUGCAGGACAAAGAGAGGCACGAGGAUUGGACUUGUUGGCAUUUCUGCUGGAGAGUGGGGCCUGGGUGGACCAGCAGUGUUUUUGGGGAGAGACUGCUCUGUUCAAAGCCAUUGUCUCCUCAAACCUGAAGGCCAUGAAACUGUUGAUCCAGUUUGGCAGUAACAUCAACAUUCGAAAUGCCAGGGCCUUGACCCCCUUACAAGUGGCUGUGGGCAGAGGUUACACAGAAGGUGUACAGUUACUUGUCAAAUCUGGAGUCAAUGUUCACCAGAAAGCUGCCUUCUCCAAGGUAACCAUUCUGGAAUAUGCUUUGUGUCGUGCAGCCGAGCCCAAUCUCUGUCGUCUUCUGCGGUCCUCCGGGGCAGUGAUCAGACCCAGCUUUUAUAGCAGAUACUUUCAGUGCUUUGAUCGAGAAAUCAAAGAUGCUGAAUCCAUGGCAGGUACAGCACAGUCAUCCCACCCUCAUGAUCGUCCACUGAGUGACUUUAUUCGUGGUCAUUUGCACAGCUCGACAGGAAAGAGAACUCUGAACAAAAUUGUUACCACCUAUCAGCAUUUGAUAUCUUCCGAGUUCCUUGGACCAAUCAGUCUUCAGGAUCGACUGCGUAACUGCAUUCGUCAACUCGUUCAGUAUGAUGACUCAAACAUUAGGUGUCUGCCUAUACCCCCAUUACUCAAACAUUUUUUACUGUAUGAAGAUACCAGCAUUCAAUUUAAAUUUGCCACACAAAUGUGAUAGUUGUUAACCCUUAUUUUUUUCACUAUACUCGAUAUAGUCAAAAGUUGUUCAGUAUUUUGUUAUUUAUGAUUAUACCCAUUGUUCCAAAUCCUGUGACAUUUGCUUAUUAUUCCUUUCUGACAAGGUUCCGUACUUGUUUGUCAUAUCCUUGUUCCUUCUCUAAUAAUCCUGCUGCUGUGGUUGAAAACAAAACAUUUUGACUGGUUUGUACAUUUGUUGAAAGCUGACUGCAAUUCACCAUAAAUGUCUUUGUACAUACAUGUAUGUAGUCAAAAAUGUGAGCUUUACAUUUCAAACAAAAUAUUCCAUUAUCACAUUUUAGCACAUAAUUCAAGGUCGUUAAUUGACUGUACUAUUCUUUGUAUAGAAAUAAGUUGCUUGGGCACUCAAGACACUGGCUUAAACUCAGCCUGGGACAGAGAAUGUGACUCUUCUGUUCACUGCAUUGUUGGUGGCAAUGCAGACAAGAGCACUCAGUGCCUGUGGCUCAUUUAGAUAGUCUUUCUGGAAAUUUAUUUCAGUCAACUUUCCUCUCACCAAUAUACCAUACACAUUGAGCUUGCAUACGCACUGAGCUUGCUCAAUGGGUGAAUAUCUUUGCAGCACUUGCAGGAAGUUUGUCAAUUACAUGGACCUUAUGAAAGGCCGAACAUUGGUAUUGUGCACUGCAGUUCCCACAAGGAUAAAACUCGCUGCUGUCGUGUAUGAGAAAUGUUCUUCACUACAUGUAUGCGUUGAAAGACCAACCAGUCAGUCAGUCUUUGCGCUGCCUGUUAAUGAAACAGAUGUUGCUGCCAGUAUUUUACAGAAUCAGAUAUAACCUAUAACAAUGAUUGGAACUUUGAUGUUAAUGUAAUUUCAUUCUGCAUAAAUUAUGCAAAAACUCAGGAUUUAAAUUGAAUAGAUAUGUAUUCGUAGCAGAUUUAUACAGUGUAGGAGACACUAGGAAAUUGAAACAGUUAAGAUAUAAAUGAGACAACUUUGUGGAUUAUAUUUGUACAUGAAGUACUGUAUUUGCUAUAAUAUAAUUUGCUAUCAGAUAUAAUUCAUCAAAUAUACAGAUUUGAUGAACCUGCCAUCUAUAGGUAUGUUAUAGAAAAAAGGCAUGAAUUGUGAUAUGUUCUGUACCAACUGCCUGGUAAAUGAUGUAGGUUGGUGUACCAUUGUUUUCAUGUUGUAAUUAUGCUUAGGCUAUACACUGAGAAGAAAAAAAAAUAUUAUGCAUUUACGU